AUGACGUUGGAAGCCGAAUUUAACGGAUAUCGGGGCAUUGUAACGGUCAGUGUUUGUGUGACAUGCGCACACACAGCCAGCCGCAGCACCACCGACCUGCUGUCCGACACCGACACGUCAACGCAAGCUCGGCGUUGGAUCACGAUCGUGACCCGCUGUCGUUCAGAUUUCUACCCCUCGUUGGGUAGUGAUUGUUAUUCUUCAUAUUUUAUUAGAAGAAGUCAUCGCCGAACCAAGAUGCCGCCCCGUUCUCACAGCCUCCAGUCCAGCGGACUGACGCUCUCCGAAACAAGCAUGGGCUCCUUUAAGAGAAGAAAGAGGAAAUCCAUAACGGUGACGGUGAUGCUGCUAAUUGUGUCUGUUCUCAUCCUCGUUUUCGGCCUGGCGGCGACCACCCGGACACAAAACAUCACUGUGGGAGGCUACUACCCAGGAGUCAUUCUCGGCUUUGGCUCUUUUCUGGGAAUCAUCGGUGCUCAUUUGAUAGAGAACAAGAGGCAGAUGUUAGUUGCAUCCAUUGUCUUCAUCAGUUUUGGAGCAGUUGCCGCCUUUUGCUGCGCUAUUGUUGAUGGAGUUUUUGCAGCGAGGCACAUUGACCUCAGGCCUCUGCAUGCAGGGCGCUGUGGGUAUCUCUCCAGUGAUUCUGCAUCUGAGCGUGACGUGCCGUGCCACACGCCUCGGUCGUCGUGUAAGCUGCAUGUGAAGAGCAACACCUGUUACUGCUGUGACCUCUACAACUGUGGGAGAGAACCUCUUAUGGGACUUCAGAAUAAAGAUGUUUUGAAAAAGUUUAGGAAGUCAUCCAUGAUUUGGAACCGAGCAGAAGUGAUGGGAGGCUACCAUGAAUACACAGAUGUGAAAAGCUGCCAGGACGUUGUGCACCUUUACUACCUGCUGUGGUCUGCGACCAUCCUGAACAUCGUGGCGCUUUUUCUGGGCAUCAUUACUGCAGCUGUGCUGGGAGGCUUCAAGGACAUGAUGCCUGCUCCUGCUUCAGAGACUGCGUCUGAACCGGAGGCCAUUGCUGCUCCUGCCCCUCCUGCUCCUCCUCCCACCACUUCCCUGAACCUGUACCACAACACUGCCCCCUGCCUGCCGCCUUACACCGCCUACGACCUGCAGGGCCCCUUCCUGUUCCCGGACUCCUCAGGCCUCUCAGAUGACUCCCAGUCUGGAGCCAGCCACCUCUGGCCCACCAUGGUCCCUCCUCGCUACUCCCCGCCUCAUGAACACCCGGACGAGAAACCGCCGCCGUACAGCCCGUAGGCCGGCUCCAAGCGAUGGAAACACCUGAGGACCCGUCAGGUGUCGGGAGACUCCCUGCUCGGAUUCUGCUGGCUUUUCUUCACAAACUCUGAACGAUGUGUUGAAGAAAAAAAAGGCGAGGGAAGGACGACCACAAGCACCGGCUAGCAGGACUAGCGCUAGGACUCUCUCUGGCCGUUUCUGUGCGUCCAUAUUUGAGAGAGACGCAGCCUGCUCUCCGGCAGGUUUGUUUACACAUCUAUCUGCCUUAAUGCAUACGGACUCCGAACACUGCGCCAUUUAAAGACUCUCCUCCUGUACAGAAACUCUCCUCCAGCUCAUAUGUUCUUCACAUGUCAAUAAUGGAGACUAAAAAAUAACAAGCCUUUCUGCCUCAACUGGAGCAGAAGAAAUUUAUCGCUGGAAGCUUCGAAGUCCAGAUAGGUAAUCAGGUUGAGAACCCAACAAAUCGUUUCUGAAUCAGUUUCUAAACGUCUCUGACUGUAACUAGAAGGAAAUAUUUAAUGAAGGUGUUACAUGCUUAUAUUUGUACAGCAGCAUGUUGUAGUUAGCAGCACAGCUAGGCCUAAAGCAGAUCAUAUUUAUUUCUGUUCUCUUCUGUGUGGUGAACAGAGCAACGCUAUUCAGGAAAUAAAGUAUUGAAUCUACUACAGCAGCUGCUGAGGAGACGCAUUCAACUCCAUUUAUUCUACUUCUACCAAAAGCUGUGAAGCAGAUAUGAUUAAAUAUGUUCAGGAGAAAUAAACUUUUGUUCUGUUUGAAUUCCUGCUGAAAGUCUGUGAGAAACGGGAACUAAAAAUUCAACGCUGUCACGUGUUAUGAAAUGUAGUAAAACCUUCAGAAAUAUACUCUUCUGAUUCCACCCACCCACGUUGCUCCCAGACCUGGUUGGUGUAAAUUUUAAAUAACCUGAACACAUUGUGUUUAAAUGCAUACAAAUGCAUCUCAAUACAUUCAAAAAUCUCCAUAAGUUCAUUUAUUUUAUAAAUUGACUUUAACUCAUACAUUAUUAUGAGUGUGUAUGUGUAUAUAUAUUUUAAUUUCUCGAUUCAUCACCCUGAAGACAAGACUGAUGAUAAUGGCUUACAUCUGGUGAAAACGCAAAACUUUAUCUCUAAAAUAACAUUUGAAAAAAAUGUUUUAUUUUAGCACAAAAACAUUGCUUAAUGCUGACUUAUGUCACUGACGCUUAUGCAAAAUUCACAUUUUGCACAUUUUUGUGCUUCUAUUUGGGUCUCAACUGCUGCUAAACACAAUGCGGGCGCUUAAAAAACCCAUGUAAUUGUUCUUUGGUUACCUAGCAACCCAAGCCAAGCUCCAGCACGUCUGGUCAGCUGGUUUUACCGCUGUGCAAUGACUGCUGGAAAAGACGAGGAUUUUGUUAUUGACUUAUCUUCCGGAAACCACUUGCUGCAUUCUCAUUGGUUGUGCAGGAGGCUCCACUUCUGCUUUUCAAAGACGCACGGUUGUACAAUUGCGCAUUUGUUUGCAGCCAUUUUCACGCAUGAGUGUAAAUGUUGAGUUGGGGGCGUGGCCAGAAGCAGCUUAUUUAGAUUUAAAGUGACAAGACGCCUUAAAACAGCUCAUUAUGAAAUAGACAAAACUGAGCAGAUUAAAAUUUCAAUAUCUUAAGAAUGAGUUUGUGCAAAAAACGUAAUGAACAUGUUUUGUAUUACACAUAGACCGAUCCUAACCUGUUCAAGGAUGCACAACGGAUCACCUUUAAGCAACACAAGAUUAUUGAUAAACUUCCCAAACAUAUUAAUGGAAAGUUUAGUGGAAGAAAAAGCGGCGUUCUUGAAGAAGCAACAGGAAUAACUGGAGAUGCCGAUUUCAUCUGCCAGUAGGAUGUAGUAUUUACCCACACUGCCAAAAUUACUGAUACCUAUAUUAAUGACCAUAGUAACACUGUGAUACUGGAUUGGAUCAAACGGGCCUGAUCAGAACCACAUAGAGAAACUACACAGUACAUGAGAAUAUAUUUAAAUAGGCUUACAUUUAUGGUUUUUAAUUAUUUUAAAUUACAUUCUAAUUUAAAUGUUUUCCAUUAGAUGUAAGCCAUUUUACAAAGUGCGGCUCGGGGGCCAUUUGCGGCCCUCUGAAGGAUUUUUGGCGGCCCAAAUGGAGCAAAUCUGCUUAAAUGGUUGAUGCAGAUGGACCCUUGUUCAACAUUUUUACAGCUACAUAACAUCUUAAAAAAUAUAAUGUACAAAAAAUAGAUUUGCAUUUAUUGUUUUUAUUGUUUUUUCAUUUAAUCUUAAUUUUGGAGUAAUUAGAACCGAAAACAUUCACCAACUUUUUCCCAAAAACAAAUUUUACUUCUGAUAUAAAAAAAACCAAUCAAUCCAAACAAUUUAGAAGCUCUGGACCUUUUUCAACUAUUUUCCAUUUUCUACAAAAAUCUGACCAUUUUGCUCAUUUUAAUGAAAUUGAAAUUGUUUAGUUUAUUAUUGAGCAGCUAAAACAAUAAUAAAAAGAAUGUCAAAAGUUUAUUUUAAAAAAAGCGACUCCAAGUUGACAACUUUUUCCCUUUUGGUGAAAAUAUUGGAUUCCACUGCAUUAUCAUCUAAAUAAACAAAAAACACUUUAAAUAAAUCGCCCAUAUUUCACAUUUUGAUCUGAUCUAUUGAGAUGCAUUUGCUUUGUUAUGCUCUCAUUAGUCACAGAGUCCUGCUGGUUUUCCAGAGUUUGGAGCAACAUCAUUCCCAUUUCAGUAUCACAUCAUCUUCUCCAAUCAGUGCUGGAUUCACUGAUCUGGUUUAAAGAGAAACUGAAGUGUAAACACACAUCAGCUUCUCUGGUUUGUACUUCAGUCUGCAACAGAUGAACGUUUCUUUCUACCAAUAAAUCAUUUGUGAUUCACCUGUUUUUUUGGGGGUUUUUUUUUUUGCUUCACCAAAGCUGACGGUGUGACUGUCCAGAAAGUUCUCUGCUGAUAAUCCAAAUAAAAAAAGUUUGGUUUUGAUCUUUG
This is a messenger RNA of Xiphophorus hellerii (green swordtail), 4237 nucleotides long. It is a transcript of the gene tmem255a, whose product is annotated as transmembrane protein 255A. NCBI's taxonomy places the organism in Eukaryota, Metazoa, Chordata, Actinopteri, Cyprinodontiformes, Poeciliidae. The record is from RefSeq and is a predicted model, not a curated record.